Messenger RNA from Eriocheir sinensis (Chinese mitten crab), 2106 nucleotides. RefSeq names its product histone-lysine N-methyltransferase set-18-like. Gene Ontology annotation, cellular component: nucleus. The record is from RefSeq and is a predicted model, not a curated record. NCBI's taxonomy places the organism in Eukaryota, Metazoa, Arthropoda, Malacostraca, Decapoda, Varunidae. Gene Ontology annotation, molecular function: protein binding. Bases 106 to 1854 code for a protein of 582 amino acids. The transcript has 9 exons.
UCGUGAGUAACCCGUACUAGGCGAGGAGGCGGUGGGCGUGUAUACUGACACGUCCGCGACUCACUAGUUUACAUACACGCGCGCAAGCAGACUCAGGUGUGCCAGAUGCGGGACUACACCCGAGUAAUUGGAAGUAGAGUGCUUCUGAGGCCGAAGACUCUGAGGCCGGUGAAGAAGGGCGAUGUUAUCCUUAGCUCCAUGCCCUUCGCUCACGUUAUCAACUACAACUACCUGUCCAUGUACUGCGACACGUGUGCGGCACCCUUGAGGGAGCGGCUGCUGCAGCCCUGUGGAGGGUGCCGCGUGGUGUGGUACUGCAGCGAGGAGUGCCGCCGCGCUGCGCUGGUCUGGCACCGCCUGGAGUGUUUCGCCCUCAAGAGAAGGAAGCACAACCCCCCGUGCAGCUUUGUCAGGUUGCUUGCAAGAAUAAUCUUCAGGCUACGGGACGGAGGAGAUAAGUACGAGGAGAGGUGUUGCGAGAAGGGUGUGGUACGUCGCUUCCGGGAUCUAAUGAACCACUAUGUCGACUUGAAGAAUACUGAGGAGAUGAAAGCAGAUAUUGACAGAAAUCUUGAGGAUCUUCGAAAUUAUAUCGGCGAGCGGCUCCUUCCUAACGAGAGUGAUCUCCUCGGCAUCUACGGAAGGGCCAUGGUCAACUGCUUCUCCUUCACGGACCAAACGAUGCUGCAUAUUGGGUGCGCCGUGUACCUCGCUGCGUCCAUCUUUGACCACAACUGUUCACCUAACUGCUUCGCCACCUUCACUGGCCUUAAAGUUGAGAUUAGAAGUCUAAUUGAUAUGCCAGACCUUGACUUCGGUAAGUGCCAUAUCAAUUACGUUGAUCCUGUAAGUACUGCCGCUGCCCGUCAGCAGGACCUCUACAAGGGGUGGUUCUUCCUCUGCAAGUGCCAAACCUGUGACGACAAGGAGAAGGCCUUCUAUGAAAACUCCAUCAAGUGCAAAACACCAAACUGCAAUGGUAUUGUAAGUAUCCCUGAGGCGUCUGAUGCUGCUGGGUUGAUUGAAAGAAAAAUUGAAGCAGCAAGAGAGAAAGAGAAAAGGGAAAAAAAAGAGAGAGAGGAAAAGCACAGACGGAGACGACAUGAAGAAAAGAAAAUGGAGAGAAAACAUGAGAAAAAGGAAGAAAUAAAGAAAAAAGAAGAAGAAAAGGGGAGGGAAGGAGAGAAAAAAGAAAUUUCUGAACCAAGGUGUUCAGAGUGUGGAUGGACGGCAUGCAGCGAGACUGUUCGCCAGUACUGGGGUGCUGUGGCCUUCACCAAGGAGAGGAUGAAGACCAUGGACAAUGACAACCUGGACAUUGAAGUCUGCUUGCAGAUAUUAGAAAGGCAAAAAGAAUUUUCUUCCAGGAAUGCCUGGCGAGUUAAAGCAAAUGAUUUAACUUUCAAUGCUGCCAUCCUAAACGGCUGCUGGAGUUUUGCGCUGAAGUAUGGGGAGGAGAACCAAGAUGGGAUGAGGUUCUAUUAUGGUGUCAAGAACCCCAUAUACUAUAUCUUUCUCUUCAAGCUGGGAAAAACAAACAUUUAUUUAAAGGAGUUACGAAAAGGCCUUCGCAUUCUGGAAGAAGCAGAAUCGUGGCUUAUCACAAGCUUGGGUGACUCACAUCCAAUUGUUGAAGAGCUGUACCAGCUCAUCUUACUGGCUAAUGAAGACCGUGAGAUAUACCUUGAAAGAUGGCAUCAGGACUCCAAGAAACCCAUGGAGAAACUGAAGGUCAAUAAUGAAGAACUACAACAGCUACCAUUCUUUACCUCUCAAAAUGAAAGUUUGUCUAGAAUUUUUGAUUCACUCAACCAAAUGUAUUGCUCACAACCAAAUAAACUGGAUGGUAUGUAGUUACUUCUUUCUUCGUUAUACUGCUGAAUGAUUUUUUUUUGUAUAAUCCAACAAAAAUGUGUCAAUGGCCAAAUUACAGCCCUUAAUUUUCUCUUAUUUACUUUUCUGUACUGCUUUACAUAAUAAUUCAAAAUAUACUUUGAGUAGCUGUGAUUCAGUGUCAGUACAAUGUACCUUUUGAAUGCAUUUGUGCUACAAAUGGAUGAUAUUUUAUCAAAUAGUAAAAAUCAACACAAAUCUCUAGCAUCCAAC